This is a messenger RNA of Aspergillus melleus, 414 nucleotides long. It is a transcript of the gene ccpA, whose product is annotated as protein ccpA. The coding region runs from base 1 to 414 and encodes 137 amino acids. The record is from RefSeq and is a predicted model, not a curated record. NCBI's taxonomy places the organism in Eukaryota, Fungi, Ascomycota, Eurotiomycetes, Eurotiales, Aspergillaceae. The transcript is spliced from 2 exons.
AUGCGUUUUACUAGCCUCGUUGCCACUGCUCUGGCCCUCGCUCCUUCAGCCGUAUACGGCUAUGGCGUGUUCACCGCACACCUGAGCGAACACGAGGGCUGCCACCCCGGCGACUGGCCCAACCAGCCCCUGGACAAGCCUGAGGCCACGGCCCUUACGCCAGACACCUGCACUAAGGUGUCGACGAAACACAGCUUCGCGAUCGACGCGUACUCGCUCUCCGUCGAGGCCAUCACCAAGGAUGCCACGUUCGACUGCCACGGCGUGGGCAUCUUCAGCAACGACGAGUGUGUCGGCUACCCCGACAUGAUCGUGCCUAUCCACCCUAAAGAUCACCACAUCCAGACUCCGUGCUUUUCGGAUGUGCACUACGGGCGACACCUCUCGCUCAAGCUUUACUGUGAGAAGGAUUAG